GUCCUUCCCACAGAGGCCAUUAGUCCAGGGCCUUGUCCUCCUGUGCCAUUGGUUUGGCAGACUGGAUAGAGGAGGAAGUGCCUGAUAACCGGAACAUUCUUCCUGACAACAGUCAGGUCUUGAUUUCUGCACAGCUGUUCCACUCGCUCGCCCCGCCCCCCGUGGGCCUAUUGCCUGUGACUUCUCUUAUCCCUCCAGGGAGAUGCUGUCCCAUGGGUGGUUUCACCGGGACCUCAGUGGACCUGACGCAGAGACCCUGCUUAAGGGUCGGGGAGUCCCUGGAAGCUUCCUGGCUCGGCCCAGUCGCAAGAACCAGGGUGACUUCUCCCUCUCAGUCAGGGUGGACGACCAGGUGACCCAUAUUCGGAUCCAGAACUCGGGGGAUUUCUAUGACCUGUAUGGAGGGGAGAAGUUUGCGACGUUGACGGAGCUGGUGGAAUACUACACUCAGCAGCAGGGCAUCCUGCAGGACCGCGAUGGCACCAUCAUCCACCUUAAGUAUCCACUGAACUGCUCCGACCCCACCAGUGAGAGGUGGUACCAUGGCCACAUGUCUGGAGGGCAGGCAGAGUCACUGCUACAGGCCAAGGGCGAGCCCUGGACGUUUCUUGUGCGUGAAAGUCUCAGCCAACCUGGUGAUUUUGUGCUGUCUGUGCUCAGUGACCAGCCCAAAGCUGGCCCAGGCUCCCCUCUCAGAGUCACUCACAUCAAGGUCAUGUGUGAGGGUGGACGCUACACAGUGGGGGGCUCAGAGACCUUCGACAGCCUCACAGACCUGGUGGAACAUUUCAAGAAGACAGGGAUUGAAGAGGCGUCAGGUGCCUUUGUCUACCUGCGGCAGCCUUACUAUGCCACUCGGGUAAAUGCUGCAGACAUUGAGAACCGGGUCUUGGAAUUGAACAAGAAGCAGGAGUCAGAGGACACAGCCAAGGCUGGCUUCUGGGAAGAGUUUGAGAGUCUGCAAAAGCAGGAGGUGAAGAACUUGCACCAGAGACUGGAGGGUCAGCGGCCAGAGAACAAGGGCAAGAACCGCUACAAGAACAUUCUCCCCUUUGACCACAGCCGAGUGAUCCUGCAGGGGCGUGACAGUAACAUCCCUGGGUCUGACUACAUCAAUGCCAACUACGUGAAGAACCAGCUGCUAGGUCCUGAUGAGAACUCUAAGACCUACAUUGCCAGCCAGGGCUGUCUGGAGGCCACCGUUAACGACUUCUGGCAGAUGGCCUGGCAGGAGAAUACCCGUGUUAUCGUCAUGACUACUCGCGAGGUGGAGAAAGGCCGGAACAAAUGUGUCCCAUACUGGCCGGAGGUGGGCACUCAGCACGUCUAUGGGCUCUACUCUGUGACCAACUGUGGAGAGCAUGACACUGCUGAGUACAAACUCCGUAACUUACAGAUCUCUCCACUGGACAAUGGGGACUUAGUUCGGGAGAUCUGGCACUACCAGUACCUGAGCUGGCCCGACCAUGGGGUUCCUAGUGAGCCUGGGGGUGUCCUCAGCUUCCUGGACCAGAUCAACCAGCGGCAGGAAAGUCUGCCUCAUGCAGGACCCAUCAUUGUGCAUUGUAGCGCUGGCAUUGGCCGUACAGGCACCAUCAUUGUCAUUGACAUGCUCAUGGAGAGCAUCUCCACCAAGGGGCUAGACUGUGACAUUGACAUCCAGAAAACAAUCCAGAUGGUGCGGGCACAGCGCUCUGGCAUGGUGCAGACAGAGGCACAGUACAAGUUCAUCUAUGUGGCUAUGGCCCAGUUCAUUGAAACAACCAAGAAGAAACUGGAGAUCAUACAAUCCCAGAAAGGCCAGGAGUCAGAAUAUGGGAAUAUCACCUACCCUCCUGCUAUGAAAAGUGCUCAUGCCAAGGCCUCCCGAACCUCCUCUAGACACAAGGAGGAGGUGUACGAGAACCUGCAGAGUAAGAACAAAAAGGAGGAGAAAGUGAAGAAGCAGCGGCCGGCAGACAAGGAGAAGAACAAGGGCUCCCUCAAGAGGAAGUGAGCCUGGCGUUCUUCUGCAGCCUCAGCCUCUGUCCCUGCAGAUGCCUUCACUGGACAGACCAAGAUUUAUGGCUCACAGCAGACCCUAGGACUGCCCCCUACCCCCAUUCUAUUGUAAUUUAAAUGGCUGUGGUCUCCUGAACCUGUAUAUAGCCCAGCAAGGCCCCAGGCAGAGCCAGGCCCUUCUAGUCUUGUAAAUAAAGCCCCUGGACCACUGUGUGUUGCCUCCAA
Molecule: messenger RNA, 2226 nt
Organism: Nannospalax galili (Upper Galilee mountains blind mole rat)
Lineage: Eukaryota; Metazoa; Chordata; Mammalia; Rodentia; Spalacidae
Gene: Ptpn6
Product: protein tyrosine phosphatase non-receptor type 6
Exons: 16
Coding region: 203-1996 (597 amino acids)
Biological process (GO): protein dephosphorylation
Molecular function (GO): protein tyrosine phosphatase activity
Source: RefSeq, a predicted model, not a curated record